GUGAACCGAAAAAAUAUUUAAUAAAAGAUAUAUCUAAAUCAUUGUCCAUAAAAGAAAAUUUCGGAAAACUUACAAAAUACAGUUUGCAAUAUCAACAACUAACAGGAAUACAUUUUGUAAAAGUCUUGAAUGUGAUUACGGUAGUUAUAGGCCAUCGCCUAACAGUCGCCGCCUUUUCAUUUCCUUUAUCAGAUGCGUUUCUUGGGGAACAACAAUUUAGCAAAGCAGCCGUACUACUUUCCCGGCCCGAUAUUCUGAAUGUAUUUUUUCUGAUAAGUGGGUUUUUAACUUUUCAUCUGGGAUUUUCUUAUAUGUUGAAAGAAGGAAUAGCUUUUCUAUUCACCAGCAUCGCAUACAGGUGGACAAGAAUGAUUCCAACAUUUGCUUUGAUGGCGUUGUAUGCGAUUUAUAUGAUCCCAUAUGUGGGAGAUGGUCCGUUAUGGAAUUACAGAUCAAUGACCGAAGUUAACAAUUGCAGGGAAAGCUGGUGGACUACCGUAUUCUUCAUUAGUAAUUUUGUCAAACCUGACAAAUCAUGUCUUAUAUUUACCUGGUACAUAACGGCUGACAUUCAACUAGCCACGAUUGGAGGAAUUUUAUUAUACAUUUUUACGAAAAAUCGAAAAGUUGGUGUUUUUGCGGUGGUACUUACAUUUAUCUCUGCCAUUACGAUGACAUUCUUCUUUACUUUCACGAAACAGUUACCAGGGAUAGUUCGAUUUUAUUUCGACCAGACAAGAGAUAAAUUGAACGAUGAAGGCUUUUAUUACGUAUACAUUGCUACGAGUACAAGAUGUGGACCUUAUUUAUUAGGAUUUAUGACAGCUUAUCUACUUGCUAUUCUUAGGCAAAAAAAAAUCAAGUUUACACAUACACAAAUGUAUUUAUUUUCGUUCAUAUCCAUACUGAUUAGCGAGGCAGCUAUAUUUUACGGAUCCUCAUCUUACACUUUAAAUAAAAAAUAUAGUGCGCUUGAAAACGCUUUAUACAGUGCAUUAUGUUCUACACUAGCAGUGUUAAAGUACGCGAUUAUUGGACUAGUUUACUUCACGUCGGGAUUAGGAAUAUUUACCAAAUUGAUCGAAUGGAACGUGUGGAUUCCAUUAUCACGUUUAUCAUAUUCGGUUUUUCUGAUCAACAUACCGGUUCUGCUGCACCAUGCUUCAUCUCAGAGACAACCAAUCUCACUUAUAAAUACGUUGAAUAUAGUAUUUUGGUUUAUUGGUGAUCCAAUACUGAUCUAUUUUUUGGGAUUAAUUUUUCAUUUGUUCAUCGAAGCUCCAAUUUUAAAUUUGAACACAGCCAUCAGAAGACGACUAUUGAAAUGUUUGCAAGACCAUAACUCGACAAAUCAAAGCUUAUGCAACAAAUCUCAAUUGUCAAAAAACAAAUGCGAAUAGGUAUCUACUGUGCACAUACCCCAUAUACCCCUAUGUCGUAUCCUGUACUAACGUAAUGUAAUAGUACAUGUAUGUAGGUACAUUACACAUCAAGGGAGGUAAAAUAAAGAAUGUCUCAGAGCGCAUGUAAUCAACGCCCGAGUCAUCUCGACUUGAUAUGUAUUUAAGUUGAGAUUAAUUCGACUUAAGCACGAACAAAUAAAAACAUUAACAUUCCA
Messenger RNA from Planococcus citri (citrus mealybug), 1618 nucleotides. RefSeq names its product O-acyltransferase like protein-like. Bases 312 to 1400 code for a protein of 362 amino acids. Lineage: Eukaryota; Metazoa; Arthropoda; Insecta; Hemiptera; Pseudococcidae. The transcript is spliced from 9 exons. The record is from RefSeq and is a predicted model, not a curated record.